This is a messenger RNA of Haemonchus placei, 393 nucleotides long. Lineage: Eukaryota; Metazoa; Nematoda; Chromadorea; Rhabditida; Trichostrongylidae. The record is from the annotation of a GenBank genome assembly.
GAAGAACUUGCCAGAUUGGAUAAGAGCCUUACUCGUUUCACUGAACAUGCCAAGGACAAUCGAGAGCUGGCCAGAAUACGAGAGAACCUUCGUCGCUACUUUAACAAAGAGUUCGAGAGAAUGAGAAGUUUCAACGAACAGUUUUAUGAGAAAUAUGGAGGUCUCAUCUCCCGGCGACGGGGUUUCAACGACGGGGAAGAAGCAGUGCGAAACUUCGUCAAAAACUUCCGUAGACUAUUGCAGAGGCAACGCUCGAAGAGGCUCAGCGACAGGAGUGCAAGAGAAUCUUCGUCGACGCUCACCAAAAAAAGGACGGAGAACGGAGAGACAACCAUCACUGAUGGCCGCGGAGAUCCCACCACUGGAAGUGGUCCAUUCCACGUAAAGUCUUAA